GCGCAUGCGCCCGCCCGCGCCUGCGCAGCGCCUACUACGGGGGCGCGUGCGGCAAUGGCGCAGCCGGGCAGGGCCAGCCUCAAGGAGCAGAGAUAUGACCGGCAGCUGAGACUGUGGGGUGACCAUGGACAAGAAGCGUUAGAAUCUGCCCAUGUUUGUGUGAUAAAUGCAACAGCGACAGGAACUGAAAUACUCAAAAACUUAGUGCUACCGGGUAUUGGUUCAUUUACAAUUGUCGAUGGGAAUCGGGUCUCUGGAGAAGAUGUUGGAAAUAAUUUCUUUUUACAAAAAAGCCAUAUUGGUCAGAAUCGUGCCCAGAGUGCCACUGAGCUCUUGCAAGAAUUGAAUAACGAUGUUUCUGGAAACUUUGUCGAAGAGAGUCCAGAAAAACUUCUAGACAAUGACCCUUCCUUUUUUAAUCGCUUUAACUUGGUGGUUGCAACACAACUACCAGAAAGUACGUUGCUGCGGUUGGCUGAACUUCUCUGGAAUUCUAACAUUCCUCUGCUGGUCUGCAGGACUUAUGGACUGGUUGGUUAUAUGAGAGUCAUCAUUAAAGAACAUACAGUUGUUGAAUCUCAUCCUGACAAUAUGUUAGAAGAUCUGAGACUAGACAAACCAUUUCCAGAACUGAGGGAACACGUUCAGUCUUAUGACUUGGAUCAUAUGGACAAAAAGGACCACAGCCACACUCCGUGGAUUGUGAUUGUAGCCAAGUAUCUAACAAAAUGGUUCAGUGAGAAAAGUGAACAGUUGCCUGAGAGUUACAAAGAAAAAGAAGCCUUCAGACAACUGAUUCAGCAAGGUAUCUUAAAGAAUGAAAAUGGGACCCCGGAAGAUGAGGAAAACUUUGAAGAAGCUAUAAAAAAUGUGAACACAGCAUUAAAUACUACAGAGAUUCCAAGAUGCAUUGAAGAGAUUUUUAAUGAUGAUUGCUGCAUAAAUCUCACAGAGCAGUCAUCCUCCUUCUGGAUUUUGGCUCGAGCUGUAAAGGAAUUUGUGGCAAAUGAGGGGCAAGGAAGCUUGCCUGUCCGGGGCACUAUUCCUGAUAUGAUAGCAGACUCCAAUAAAUUUAUCAGAUUGCAAAAUGUAUACCGUGAAAAAGCAAAGAAGGAUAUUGCUGCUGUGGGUAACCAUGCUGCUAAAUUGUUACAAUCCCUAGGCAAGACGCCCGAGUCUAUUUCAGAGAGAGAGUUAAAAUUGCUUUGCAGCAACUCAGCUUUUCUCCGAGUAGUACGAUGUAGAUCGCUGUCUGAAGAAUAUGGUUUAAACACUUUUAACAAGGAUGAAAUCAUUUCCCAUAUGGAUAACCCGGACAGUGAAGUAGUGCUGUACUUGAUGCUACGGGCUGUAGAUAGAUUUUAUAAGCAGCAUGGUAGAUAUCCAGGUGUCUCUAACUAUCAGGUAGAAGAUGAUAUUGGAAAACUAAAAUCGUGCCUUACUGGUUUCUUACAAGAACAUGGGUUGUCUGUAGUGGUGAAAGAUGACUAUGUUCACGAGUUUUGUCGCUAUGGAGCUGCUGAGCCACAUGCUAUUGCUGCCUUCAUGGGAGGAGCUGCUGCACAGGAGGUUAUCAAAGUCAUUACAGGGCAGUUUGUAAUUUUUAAUAACACCUACAUAUACAGUGGAAUGUCACAGACUUCAGCUACUUUCCAGCUGUAGGAUGAUGAUCUCGCAUUUGUUGCCAUCAGGUGCUGCUGCUGUGUUCUGUAAAUACUGUGGUGGUCUGCCAUUGACUGGACUGUUCUGUAUUACCUGCAAAUUAAAGUCCCUUUAUUUGUAAUAAUUUUAUCAUCUUUUUUUUUUCUGAGGACAAAUAAAAUCAUACAAAAUCCU
Messenger RNA from Grus americana (Whooping crane), 1836 nucleotides. RefSeq names its product NEDD8 activating enzyme E1 subunit 1 (gene NAE1). The record is from RefSeq and is a predicted model, not a curated record. Gene Ontology annotation, biological process: protein neddylation; protein ubiquitination; DNA damage response. The transcript has 20 exons. Gene Ontology annotation, cellular component: nucleus; cytoplasm. Bases 55 to 1662 code for a protein of 535 amino acids. Gene Ontology annotation, molecular function: ubiquitin activating enzyme activity; NEDD8 activating enzyme activity. Lineage: Eukaryota; Metazoa; Chordata; Aves; Gruiformes; Gruidae.